AUGGCGGAUCCAGAGCCGGCGAAUACUGGUCCGCUUGAGCCGGAUAAUGGAGACGGGAUUGACAGCAAUGAUGACAGCGACUCGGCGAUGGGAGUGUCUGUGCCUGGGUCAUCUGCGUCCAUGACCAGCAGCAUCAUGCGUUAUCGCGAAGAAAAUGGAAGAACAUAUCACGCCUAUCGAGAAGGAAGAUAUGUACUGCCAAAUGACGCGGUCGAGAAUGAGAGACUAGAUCUUCAACACCAUUUAUACACGCUUACCUUUGAUGGAAAGCUGUUUGUAUCACCAGCUGGCCGAGACAAGCCAUUAAAACGAGUAUUGGAUGCGGGAACCGGAACGGGAAUUUGGGCAAUGGACUUUGCCGACGAUCACCAAGAGACAUUGAUCAUUGGCGUCGAUCUCAGUCCAAUACAACCGCCGUUCGUCCCUCCAAACGUCACAUUCUACAUUGACGACUUGGAAGACGACUGGACCUACUCUUACAAAUUCGACUUCGUCUUUGGCCGAAUGCUCACAGGCUCAAUCGCAGACUGGCCAAGGUUCAUCCGCCAAAGCUUCGACCACCUCGAACCAGGAGGCUGGAUCGAGUUAUCCGACAUCCUCCUGGACCUCCAAAGCGACGACGGCACAGUCACCCCGGAAUGCGCAACGCAACAGUGGGCAGCCCACAUGCUCGAGGCAGCAGCGAUAUGGAAACGACCGCUCGACAGCUGCAAGUUUUACAAGGAGCAGCUGGCGGAGGCGGGAUUUUCCAACAUUGAGGAGAAGAUUUACAAAUGGCCGUCGAACCCGUGGCCAAAGGACCCAAAGUACAAGGAACUAGGCAUGUGGACGUACGAGAACCUAGGAAACGGCUUGUCGGGACUCAGCCUAGCCCUCUUCACUAGGGCGCUGGGUUGGUCGGCUGAGCAGCUCGAGGUCUUCUUGGUGGGCGCCAGGAAAGAUAUGAAAGACAGGUCGAUACACGGAUGGUGGCCAGUGUGA
Colletotrichum orchidophilum is the source of this 981-nucleotide messenger RNA. RefSeq names its product methyltransferase domain-containing protein. The transcript has 11 exons. The coding region runs from base 1 to 981 and encodes 326 amino acids. The record is from RefSeq and is a predicted model, not a curated record. Gene Ontology annotation, molecular function: methyltransferase activity. NCBI's taxonomy places the organism in Eukaryota, Fungi, Ascomycota, Sordariomycetes, Glomerellales, Glomerellaceae.